This is a messenger RNA of Lineus longissimus, 6874 nucleotides long. RefSeq lists its product as uncharacterized. The transcript has 3 exons. Gene Ontology annotation, biological process: regulation of transcription by RNA polymerase II. NCBI's taxonomy places the organism in Eukaryota, Metazoa, Nemertea, Pilidiophora, Heteronemertea, Lineidae. Bases 144 to 6656 code for a protein of 2170 amino acids. The record is from RefSeq and is a predicted model, not a curated record. Gene Ontology annotation, molecular function: DNA-binding transcription factor activity, RNA polymerase II-specific; RNA polymerase II transcription regulatory region sequence-specific DNA binding.
GAAAAAUUAUGAAAUUAUGAAAAAUCUAAAAAGAAUUUCCUUUUUUUGUGAUUUUUUUCACUGCAAACUCAUAACUGGUUGACUGUUAUAUCUCAAUAUUGCGUUGACGUUAAUAUUUAUGAGUGGUCUUGUAAAAUCAGAAGAUGGAAACGAUCGACUUCCUUGCCUCCGUCAAGACUGAGGUCCUUGCUCAAGAAGAUGAAGAGUUCCCAGUUAUUGACCUCAAUCCACCUCCAGAUGCAAGUCCUGGUUAUGUUGUUGCAGCAGAAUUACUUGGCGCCCCCAUCGCGCCAGUCGGCAUCAAAGUGGAACAAAAUACAAUAGAUGAAGAAUCGACAGUAUGGAAUGUUGCCUUUUCGAAUGAAAACACUGAAAAUCCCAAUAACGUUUUAGAUGUCAAGGAAGAGUCACUUUUCAUUGAUGAACAGGAAGAUGGCUCUGGUCCCGGCGAUCCUGAUUUCCAACCGGUAUCAGAUAAUGAUUCAGAUGAUCUUACAACCUACCCAGUCCCAGAUCAUGACUACACCCCAAUGGCAGGUGUGGACCCAUCGAGAUUGACUCAUAUUGAGAUCCUUGACUGUCAGCAGGACAAGAAGAAGGGCUACAACUGCCCACACUGCCUGUAUACGACUCGGAGGUACCAUCAUUUCCAGUCGCAUAUCGUGUGUCAUUCAGAUGAGAAGCCAUUUCACUGCAACCAAUGUGACUUCAGGACAGCGCGAAAAAUGGCCCUGGUGACCCAUUCAAGGUACAAGCACUCGGAUGUGAAACUGAAGUGUGGACAGUGUGAAUUCACCACGAAACAUUCCAGUUCACUUAAGUUACACAUAAGGGGGCACGCCGAGGAAAAGAACUUUUCAUGUCCGCGGUGUGACUUUACAACAAAGAAUUGGCCUUCUUUGAAAUCCCAUCUGGUUCAGCAUACCGAUAUUAAAGCUCUGAAGUGUCAGUAUUGCGAUUUUUGUACAAAACAUGCAGCAAGUUUGCGCUACCACUUAAAGGUUCAUGCGUCUGAGCGCACAUUCAAAUGUGAUGAGUGUGAUUUUACAGCAACAAGUGCGUCAAAUCUUCAACAACAUAAACUCCGCCAUACCGAUGUUCGGCCUUUUCAAUGUGAACUGUGCGGCUUGAAAUUCAAGUCAAAUCCAAGUCUUAAACAUCAUGUUAAAUCUGUCCACCUUAAUGUUAAACCAUACAAAUGUAAGCUAUGUCCGAAAAGCUUUUGUAAUAGUGGCAACUUAUAUCGGCAUCAGACCGUGCACGGUGGUUACAAGAAGUUAUUUGAAUGUCCAGAAUGUCACAUUGAGUUCACCUUGGAGUCGAAUCUAAAGCGUCAUCAGAAAAAACAUGAGAACCCGGUGAGCUACAGGUGUCGUUUAUGCCUCCGGACUUUCACCGAGCUGACUAACCUGUGCCGCCAUAUCAAUACGGUUCAUUUGCGGGCAAUACAGAUACCUUGUCCGUACUGUAACAAAACGCUCACCACAAGUACGACCUUGAGGGGGCAUAUCAAGAGAUGCCAUCCAGAAAGAUGGUCGGAUCAUAAUGGCAAGUUGGAAGUAAACAAGUUCAUGAAGAAGUCUGCAGUUACUAAAAACUCGCUUGUUUCGAGUGAAGCUGGGUUAGCGGAAACAGUUGAUGCAGGAGAUGAAAUUUUGAAUCCCGGUGGUAGAAGGCGAACUGUGCUUCCAAGAAAUGAGGCUGAGUGUACCAUUAUUGAACCGGAUUAUGAUGUUGAGUUGAUAGACACGUUGUCACGCUGUGACACAUCUCUUGAGGUGACGAGGAGGAACAAGAAAAAGAUAGGAAUUGGAACAAAAACACUCGCAGGUCCAGGACCACCAAUGAGGAGAGGCCGACCUCCAAAUCAGGAUAAAUCAAAAGCUGUUAUUGAAGGAAAGGGAAAGCAAAUGUCUAAGUUAGUAAUUAGAAAACCAUUGACUCUUGCGAAGAAAAGUAAAUUAGCCGCAGGUAAAUUCAUCAGGAAAUCUAUGCAACAGGGCAAGGCUAUAAAAGCAAAAGGGAAGUCCAAGUUUAAUUCAGGUGGUCUGUCGGGGACCCUGAAGAAAAAGAGAGGUCGACCUGCUGAAGUUCCAAAUGGUACAACUUCUUCUGGUAAGAGUGGAAAUGCAAGUGGUCCCGUGAAGAAGAUAAAAACAGACCAAAAGAACGUAUGGUUGUCUAAAACUUCUGCUGGUAAAAAGAGGGGCAAACCGAAAAAGACUGAGGCUGCAACGGUGGAGCGGGAAGAUGGUUCUGAGGAAGACUUGUUCGCAGCAACCACACCUCUUGAUGCAACUCCAGGCACUAGGAGAGGAAGGCCUAAAAAGUCGGCUGAAACACCAUCAUCUGUGGUAGUGGAGGAAUCUAUCGAGGCUGACGAAAGUGACGAAUCAUUCCAUGUUUCAAAUCCAUCUCCUUCAUUGACUACAUUGGAUGAGCCUGUGAAGAAACGAAAGGGUCGACCGCCAAAAAGUUGUCCUCCAGAAACUCAUUUUUCAAUAUCAAAUCCAUCUCCUUCAUUGACCACUCUCGAUCAACCAGUGAAGAAACGAAGGGGUCGACCUCCGAAAAACCGUCCUCCAGAAACGGUCAGCAUUCCUGAAGCAGACAUUGUAUAUGAGGCAGAUAUUCCUGUUGGGUCGACAUGUGGGGAAAUUCGCACUGAGGGGAGGCAUUCAGAGAGAGAGGGAUUGUUUCGUAUGAUGAUGCCUUUGACAGCGGAUGGAGAGGGAGCUUCUGAUGAACAGUCUGGAGACAAUGAUUAUGAAGAGGUGUCUGCUGUUGAGAGCGUUCCAGAUGCCGACCACCUUUAUGCUGCCCCUCCAGAAACGUCUGUCACACCAGCUUCCCAUCCUUCCAUUGUAGAGAAUUCUUAUGCUCAAACACAAGCAGACAAUGACCCUGCUCUUGCUGCAAACAAUGUUGAAACUGAACACGUGUUAUCUGGUUCUCCGGUUGAAGUUAAUAUGUCCAUAUUGGCGUCGGAUAGCCUUGAUCAAAUUAACAAAGUGCUUGCAAAAAGCCCUGUCGAAAAUGAAGUGGUACUGGUAGUGAAUCCUGCUGAAACUGAACCAUUGUCUUCCAAGAGUCCUGAUGGAACUAAGUCAGCCUGUUCAGAGAGCCCUGCUGUUGACUCAGACCUUACUCCUGAAUCGGGGGUGGCACCUUCAACCAGAGAAAUCCCCCCAAUUGAAAAUGCUGUGGUGACUUCCACUCGGCCAGGAGGUGAUCUUUCAAAUGACGUAGAAGAGGAAAGAACCUGUUUGGGAAGUGAGACCAGAAGUGAGAUGGGCCAAGUAAACCAAAAAGAGGUUGGCAUAACGAAAGACACCAUCCCUGAGGAGCAGUCCAGUGUAAUGGAGUAUUUUGGGCUCCAGAGGAAGCUGACAGAAAGUGAACAGCGUGACUCAGAAAUGCCAGCUAGUGUUCAUGCGGAUGGCGCUCAACUGGUUGGGGCUGGUGAGUCGAUUAUAACGGGAACUCAGCAAAUAGAAAGCCCUGAUUUUACACUUGGAACAAUGCGAGAGAUCAUCCCAGGUAUGAAAGGGUACGAAGGAAUCUCUGGCCUGCUGCGGCAAGCAAUGAUUAGGAACAAGAUAAGAGGCAGGCCGUGGAUAACAGGAACUGCCAAAGAACGCCAGCGCUAUCUCCAGGAGAAAGCGCAGAUGGCUUCCAAGAAAGCCAAGAGGGGGCGACCACCUAAAAUAAAAAGACCGGGUCAUCCAAAGAGGAGCGAAAACAGGAUAAAACCGCAGCCAGUUAAUUCUGACACCACUAGGCGUCUGGGUCGUCCCAAAGGAAGUAAAAAUCGGGUACCCACUAACAUAACUGACAGUUUGAGGAAAUCUGGCCGUCAACCAAAGGCCAGUCAAAAAAUGCUUGAACACUACGAGUCGAAUUCUGGUGAUUUGUGCAAUAUUGUUGAGAAGAGGAACCUGUCUGAAAAGUUUCAAAAAAUGAUUGAUUCGUUGAUUAAUAAGGCAGACGGCGAUCCAGAGUUCUCUGAUUCUGACGCUGGUGGGGCAACUAUUUCCGAUGUUGGAAAGGGGAAGGUGAAUGUCAGGAAGUCGAGAAGAGUUCUAAAAGCGUCUGCAAAGAAACAGGACAUAACAGAGGAGGUAGAGGGAUUUGAAGAAACUGGGAAUUCUGGGUCAGAUUCUAAAGAUGAAGGCCCGCCAUUGAAGAAAGCUCGCCUCGCAAAGGUCAAUCAAUCACCUAAAAGAGGAAAAACCUCUUGUCUGGUGUUUUCUGCACGGAAUGCCAAAGGGCAGAAGUCUAGUUUGACUACAAGAAUUGAAGGGGUGUCCUCAAGGAAAGGUUUGGUGUUGAAGACAAAGAAACAGAAGCGUAACAAGAUUGGUAAUGUCAAAAUGGGAGGCAGAUGUUCACCAAGGGGACGUAGCAAAACACCAAGGAAGGAAAGAUGUGACAAAGGCAUCAAGCGUGUUCCACUCCAGUCUAGUUUGCCAAGGAAGGAGCAGUGUGAUAAGGGUCUUUCUAAGGGACUGCAGAGGAGCGAUGGAUUUGGGCCGGUGAGACGUAAUGAAGGUAUUUUGCAUGGGCUACUGCACUCUGACAAGCCAAGGAAGGAGCGAUUAGACAAGGGUGUGAAAAAGGGACCUCUUAAUUCAACUACUCCAAGGAAAGUUCAUUGGGAUAAAGGUUUGACACGCAAGGAUAGGGAAUGGGAGAAAGAGAAGCAGAUGACACAAAAAUCAUUGAAGCAGACGUCAAGACAAACAUCAUCUGCUGCUCGUUCAUCUGAUCAAAACUUCUGCAUGGUUCCAAUGAAGGAUUUUUCCAUGCUGCUGCAAACUGCUGGAAAGGUUGUUUACGUUCUGCCCGCUGAUUCUCACUUGGGUCGACUGGCCGCUGCGAGUAACUCUGUUAUGUGUUUGGUGCCACAGAGUGACAACGUUGUCAUUCCUUCAGGCGCGAUCCCGGUACAGGCUGUUUCGAGUGCAUCCGUGAGUGAAACCAUGCCUUCUGCAUCUACUAAAGAUCAUUCUGAGCCAGAGACAAUUGAAUCUAGUGAAAAGGUUAAUUCAGAUCAGUUUAACCAAAAGUCAAGAAAGGUGAGAUCAGAUAUAGGGCAACCACGACAAAAUGGUUCGUUUCGUUCUUUGCAUGUUAGCGAUUCGGAGUCUCAUUCUGGUACAGGUUCUAAUGUAUUAGAUGGCUCAGUUGUGAAAACACCUAGAAAAGUUCGGUCGGAUAAAGGAAUACCUCGAAAACAGAGUAAAACUCCAAGUCAGGGUAUUGCAUCUCAUCUUGUGACUGUUGCAGGUGCUCCUUUGGAUAUGAAUUCAGGUCAAACAAAGAUCACUGAUAUCAAAAAGCGGAGAAAACAAAGGUCGGAUAAAGGAGUGCCACGAAAAUUUAAUAAAAGUCACAGUCAACCUGACCUGCAGCCUGUUCAUUCUGAGGCUGAUUCACUGGCUAACCCGGAGUCUCAUUCUGCUGAUGAGCACAGCGGUAUCGGCAUAGACCCAAGAGAGUGCCUCAGUUUUAAUGCCAGUAGUCGGAAACCUCGAAAGGUCAGGUCAGAUAAAGGUAUACCAAAGGGAUCAAGGAAAAGAAGUAAAGGACCUCAUGAAAAAGAUAUGGGUACAGUUAUAAAGAAAAAAUCUGGACGACCAAAGAUGAUUCAAACUUCCAAAGACGGUGUAGGGGAUAGUUCUAUUGGAGGAUCACCAGUGGUUGUAGGGACUUCGCAAGGGAGUGAUUUGAAAAAUGUCUCCAGUGCUAGAAAGGUGGGGAGACCAAGAAAGGUUCAAAAGAAGUUUGAUGAGCAGGAAUCUUCUGUCGAUUCACCGGCGCAUUUUGAAGAUUCAUCUAGGGGUAACCCAGAAUCAACUUUAACACUACAGUUUUCAAAAAGGCAGAGGAAGCCUAAGGUUGAUAUGGAUUUUGUUAAUUUCGAGGAUGCUGAGUUACAGGAAAGUGGCUCUGAGCAAAAUUCCUCCAAGAUUCAUGAAAAGGAAACAACACUGAAAGAAUGUUUUGUUCCUGCUGAAAAAGUCGUCAGAAGGAGAGGGAGGCCGCCUAAAAAUACCUGUCCAGAAACUUCUGGUGGAGCGGCAGCAAAGUGGAUGAAAGUUACGAUUCCUUCUGAUGGAGUGGUUACCACAGACUCUUCUGGUAAGGGAAGAGGAAGAGGAGUCAAGAUGUUAGCAGCAACUGCAGUAUUCUCGCCCAGCUCGGUGAAAAAACCCAUGACUAAUAAAUCGAAUAAACACACAGCACGCAAGUCAUUUCCACAAGCCAACAACGCACUCCCCACAGGAACUAGCCAGACUAGUUUGCUGUAUUCUGACAUUUUCCCCGGGGGUGGCAUCCCCGUGCCAGUGAUGGAAAGAAACCCUGUGAUGUCACAACGUGCUCAUGCUGGUGCCAAGAUUCAAACUUCCACUGUCUCCGAGGCUGAUGAGGCUGUGAUUGCACUUGCACACAGCGAUCCCUCGGUUAAAGGGGAACUAAUCUAUGUUGACCUGGUCAUGGACCCGUCCUUGGCCGAAUCUCAACAGUUCACAUACUUAUCAAGUGAGACAGAUGGUUUACAGGGGACUCCAGUGAGAGGCAUUGAGGCAAAACCACAAUCUGUUAAGUAUGAGAUAAUUGAAGCAUCCCAUCUGCAGCCUCUUCUUGACUAGAGUGCUCUUAUCUUCAGAUCAUGAUUAUCAAUGAUCAGAGAUAUAAUGAUUUUGUGUUCAAUAGUUUAGUUGUUGCAUCGUUAUUAAAUAACAUCAUGAAAUGUUGAGAUGGUCCCUUGAAGAUGAUAUUAAACUUUGUAUGUCUUCAUCGGUUGAAAUUGCAACCGGUGUAGUGGUCAAUAAUGUAAAAUUUUGUAUUUUCUGUCAAUAAGUGCAUU